AUGCGAUUACAAUUAAGCGGAGUCUCACUCCUCCUUUCUGCUGCUUUAUCAAGCGUCGCAUCCGCAUCCAGUUUCGACUGCGCGCACAUCGAGAUCAACAAUUACAAAUACGAUCUCAGUCCCCUAAAGGGCGUCCAUGAAGUGACUCACAGCGUGACGACAGACAAUUUUGUGACGAAUACAACCUACCGAUUGAACAUUUGUAAUAUCCUCGAUGGUGCAGCCCGAUUCGGCGACGCGACGUGCGAAGCUAGCAAAAAUGUCUGCGGAUUCGUACACCGAUCCGCAAAAGACGGAAACGGCCGCUCCACGUUCGGCUUCCCGAUCGUCGGUCUCGAUCCCGCGGGCCAAGGAUCAACGAACCCCGAGAUGAAGCGAUUGAAGGAAAUCGACCCGGAGACUGAGGGACUCCGCAUCAGACUGGAAGGCGGCUCAUACAAGGGAGAUACAAAUGACCAGAAGGCCAAGAAGGCAGCUGCUAUCAUCGAGUUCCAAUGCGACCACGAGCGAUCGGGAUUGGAGGGUCUGCGCUCGCUCGCCGAUGACCUGGAAACAAAAGAGCGCCGACGGAGAGCAGAGGGUGAAGGCGAUGGUGCUGUGCCGGCGGGCAACAGCAGCAGUCUGCAGUUCAAGAGCUUUGGCCCGUCGGACGAUGAUACCUAUAUCCUGGGACUGGACUGGCGCACAAAGUACGCCUGCGACGAGUACGAGAAAGAGAAGGGUGAUGCGCCCAGCUCUAACAGCUGGGGUUUCUUCACCUGGUUGAUCAUCAUUGCCUUCCUCUGCAUCGCCGCCUACCUCAUCUUCGGUUCCUGGCUCAACUACAACCGCUACGGCGCCCGUGGUUGGGACCUCCUCCCGCACAGCGACACCAUCCGCGAGCUCCCAUACCUCUUCCAGGACUGGAUCCGCCGUGUGAUCAAUUCCCUUCAAGGAGCGGGUUCCCGGGGUGGCUACAGUGCGGUAUGA
Penicillium paradoxum is the source of this 969-nucleotide messenger RNA. RefSeq names its product autophagy-related protein 27. The transcript is spliced from 3 exons. The coding region runs from base 1 to 969 and encodes 322 amino acids. The record is from RefSeq and is a predicted model, not a curated record. Lineage: Eukaryota; Fungi; Ascomycota; Eurotiomycetes; Eurotiales; Aspergillaceae.